This is a messenger RNA of Helobdella robusta, 3471 nucleotides long. RefSeq lists its product as hypothetical. The record is from RefSeq and is a predicted model, not a curated record. NCBI's taxonomy places the organism in Eukaryota, Metazoa, Annelida, Clitellata, Rhynchobdellida, Glossiphoniidae. The coding region runs from base 1 to 3471 and encodes 1156 amino acids. The transcript is spliced from 16 exons.
AUGGCUGUCACUACUACUAUUACUACUACUACUACUACUUCUACUACUACUACUACUACUUCUACUACUACUACUACUACUUCUACUACUACUACUGCCGCUGCUGCUUCUAGUAUAAAUGAUGCGACAAGGCGAGUAAUAACCAUAGAGGAGACAGACGCUGGGUUUAUGCAGUUACGUUCGCUUGUCAUCAGCUACCUCAGCGCUACGAGUGGAUCCGGAUCCUGUAAACCCGACUCUAAUACGAUAUCAGAACUGAUCAAAAACACAGUCAGCCCGCACAUCACUACUCUAGGGAUGUGCGGCUUCAAAUUGACGACCGACCACGAAGUAUCGUUUCUAUCCGAAACUAUCGGCACAUCCCUGAUCCGGCUGAAUUUGAACGGUUCUGCCGGACUCGGCGACAUAAGUUUGGAGAUUUUGUCAGAGAAGUGUAGGGGGCUGGUUGAGCUGUGUUUAUCUGAGACUCAGAUAACAGACGCAGGAGUUUCGGCCCUAACGAAUGGCUGCCCUCACAUUAAAGCCCUUGACCUUUCCAAAUGUCCUAAACUGACCGACAAAACCAUAGACAGCAUAGCAACAAAGUAUUCAAAAAAUUUGAAAAAUCUCUUCAUAGACGGCUGUAGGAACAUAACGAAUUCGGCGCUAUAUAACUUAGCUGUCAGCUGCUCCCAGCUGAAACGCCUACACGUUUUUGGCACAGCUAUUGAUCAGCUGAUACCUCAGCUAAUUUGCUUGUAUAAUUUAACUGCUUUGAAGUGGCACCAAAGCGUGACGCAUCACAUGUUUACGUCAUCUGACAUCUACGUCAUCGUCUUCAACGUCACCCAGAGACAUUGUUUUGAAAAUCUGGCGGCAUAUUGGGGCAUGAUUAUGCACAGGGUACCUAACCCACAAAUGAUCAUGCUCGGUGUCGUCAGCAAAAACAACAACAAUAACAACAACAAGAAUAACAAGAACAACAACAAAAAUAACAAUAAUAACAAUAAAAGCAACAACAACAAAAAUAAUGACUUUAAACGAAUGAAAUCUGACGGACUAUAUUACAUAAGGGAAAAUCAGGCCAGAGCUAUUAUUAAUAUCAAUAAAGAAAUUACCCACCUGAGCUCCCUCUAUAAAGAUCCAAAAAUAGACUUGGAAAUCUCCAAACUAAAAACUCUACUCUCGUUCCGCCGACCAAUCACAGAUGACUAUCCAGAAUUUAUUUUCAUCCACCAUAAUGACAACGACGAUGAUGAAGAGGAUGAUGAUGAUGUUAGGCAACAACAAAUAAAUUACAUCAGAAAGGACAGCCUUAAACCAUUAUUCGUCAAUUUUUUGCAGUUCAUUUUUAAACUUAGGGAUGAAAACAUGACAAUAUUAACGCUGAAAGCUUUUGAAAAAUUAUACAACAACAACAACAACAACAGUAACAAUAACAACAACAACAACAACAAUAACAAUAAUAACAACAAUUUAAACCAAGAUUUCAAAAAAUGCCUGAGAUUUGCAGUUCAAAAUGGUUAUAUUAUUGAAUUUACCUUCAAACUGCCAGCCAAUCACAAGCGUCCUUUCAAACCUCGAAACUUCCAACGCCCAAUAGAAUUCCACCAUCAAUUUAUAGUAACAAACCCGUGCAAAUUCGUCAGAGUUACAAACGACCUUCACCUUGAUUACAUCAGCCAAUCAAACUUUACGAUACAUUCGAAUAAAUUUUGGCCGAAGCUCAUUGGCUACAAGGUUCCGAGGCCUCAAAUUUUAUUGGACGCUUUUAAAUCCAUAUAUAGAUUUGGGGUUUUAAGAGAAUGGAUCAUUCCGAUCAUUCUGCAGGACCAUAACAUUGACGAAUGUCAGUUAGCUCUUCUUCUACAGAUAUGGCAAAAGCAAUCAACUGGAACGUUCGGCCAAUCAGAGGCGACUUUCAGAUCACGUGGCGUCUGGAAUUCCCUAACUCAAUACCCUACCCCAUUAAACAGACGAUCGUGUUUAUCGUCUGCGCAAGCCUAUUGGCUAGAGAUUGCUGUCUAUUUAUAUCUUUUUGGCGCCAGGGGCUGCUGUUCAAAUGUCACCAUCCAUGCAGAGAGCGAAUCAAAACUCUUGAACAUUUCGUGCAGAGUCAACUCCGAAGAAUUUGACGACCCGAAUUUGUGCUCUGACCUAAUUUGGUGCUACCUUGCACCAAUCGUAGAAGAGUUUCGCGACCUAGUUCAACGGGAUUGGCCAGCAUUUUUUUAUAAGUCAUACUUAGUGCCAUUAGGAACAGCAUUGUACAAGGGCGAUACCAUUUCAAACGAGCGUAGUUUUUCAUUCUGGUUCUGCCUCAGCUGUUUCUCCCUGGGGUCAAAGGUCGCGUUCGUCGAUGAUAACAUUAGCAGGGAGCUAGAUUUGAAGGCUUUGAUACCGUUCAAUGUUGACGAACACAGCAGUAUGGAAGACUUACUAGCAGGCAUAACCACAACACGGCAAACUAUAAUAAGCCUGCUAACCAGAGAAGACAACGACGAUGAUGACGAUUACAACAAAAACAACAACAUCAUCAACAACAACAACAACAUCAACAACAACAACAACAUCAUCAACGACAACAACAACAACAGCAACAACAACAUCAUCAUCAACGACAACAACAACAGCAACAACAACAACGACAACAACAUCAUCAUCAACAACAACAACAUCAACAACAACAACAGCAGCAACAACAACAACGACAACAACAUUAACAACAAUGGCAGUUUUAAUAAGAGGCUUAAAUGGAAAGUACUAACGGAAUCAUCAUCACUCCCACUAACAACUGGAUCAUUACCAUCAUCGCGAGAAAGUUAUUAUCCUCCAUCUAAUUUCAACCCCCACCUACUCUCCAAAUCCAAAAAUUCCGAACCUUCAGCCAAACACCUGAUGAGGAAGUUCUACAGCCACCAUGAUGACUUCAUGCACCAAAACCCAUAUUAUGGGCGACGAAGUGCCUACCUCGCUUCGCACCCUCUCCACUUUUUCUGUUCGCACCUCAGAGACCCCAGGACCGACACAUUCUUUUUAGUAGAGAAUGAGGAAUUUCAAUACUCAAGCUCCCAAAGAUCUUCAUACUUCCUCUUCCGCCAGUGUCACCGGAUGAAAACUGUCUCCAAGAAAUUCUCAGACCUUAAGAAAACAUUCAAAGUCAAAACGUACCGUCACAAACGGGUCGAACACAUCACCACUCCACUCCACAGCUCAAAAUGGCGACCGAGAACCGACACCGAACGAGUCAAAUACGAAUUAGAUUCGCAAGAUUCGAUCGAUUCUCUCGGGAAUGUGUCCUCGAUUCGACAUUUGAUUCUCAGAACCGACUCGAAACUUCAAAUGUUACAGCUAGAAGAUGCAGAAUCGUUGAAAAAAAUAACCCAACUGUGCAACACCAUUAUCAAAUUGGACGCCUACAACAAAGAAUUUGAUGAAAAGUUUAAAUUGGAGCCACUAGAGCUAAAUGCAGAGUCACCAAACUCGCAAUAA